AUGGAAACAAAUGAAAAACAGCAAAAUCUCAUUAAAGUGGAAGCAAACAAAGAGCAACUGACUUUGGAGAAGAAGUUCUUUGAGAACCAAACCAAGGAGAUGACAGUUAACAUGACAAUCCAACAAACGCAGAUCGAGCAGCUGAGAAACAACAGUGACAAACUCAACAGGAUCCAGGCAGCAAUCUUCAAAUAUUCUACUUUUCGAGUAGAUCUCUUCUGUCCUGAUGGAGAUUGUCAGACAUGUCCCAAAGAAUGGAUUCAUUUUAAAGAAAGCUGCUAUUGUUUUGAUAAUUCAAGCGCUCCAUGGAAAACAUGGGAUGAAAGUCGACAGUUUUGUCAAAACAAGAAUUCUGACCUGGUGGUUAUCAGCAGUCAAGAGGAACAGACAUUUAUCAAAAGCAGAAUAGAAUACUACUACGGCGAAUGGCACGGAUACUGGAUUGGUUUAAGAAGAAUUAACAACAACUGGACGUGGGUGGAUCAGAGUCAAGAUACCCUUGGGUACUGGAAGAACCCAGAGAGCUCAGAAAAUUUUGUAGUUAUAGUCCAUGAUGGUCCUUUGAACCAGAGCUGGGUUCAAGCCAGGAAUAGCUUUCUGAACAGAUUCAUCUGUGAGAUUAAAGCUUUCAUUUUCUGAUUAGUUAAUGUGAACUUUUUUCCUGCUACAUUCUCAUCAAAUGUUUUAUUUUCAUAUAUUCCUGAUAAGAAUACAGAACUUUUCCAGUUUUACGUUUUGCUCUACUCAAUAACAAACUUUAUUGUUUUCACUUAAAAUUAUUUUUACAUUUUCCAGUUCCACAUUUUUCUUGUUCAUACAGUUUUGUUAAAUUUCACAUCAGUGACAUUUUCUCUAAAAGUUCGAAUAAAACCACUCAGUCAAAGGAAUCCUAAUGGUCACGUUCUUUUACAGUAAAAGGGAAAACGGUUUUUGUCUAGAAUCUAUAGAAAGUCUUUAAAUAAAAAUGAUUGUACCCCUCCACACCUCUGUUCACAUCUGCAUGUGCAGGUGAAAAACAGACAAACUAAUAAGAUGAAAAACAUUUUAAUUACAUUUUAAAAAACAUUUUGUGUAUUUCAGAACGGUGUUCCAUGUUAUACAUUUGUCGCUGUCACACUGAUGGCAGGACAUGUGGAGUUGUAUCGAAAUGAUUAUUUUUAUUAAUUCUGAAUUUCCUGCAAGUAACAUAAACUUUAUAAUACAUGUCUUCACAGAUCCUGAAGGAUUCAU
Messenger RNA from Oryzias melastigma (Indian medaka), 1230 nucleotides. RefSeq names its product asialoglycoprotein receptor 2-like. Gene Ontology annotation, cellular component: external side of plasma membrane. Bases 1 to 639 code for a protein of 212 amino acids. The record is from RefSeq and is a predicted model, not a curated record. The transcript is spliced from 4 exons. Gene Ontology annotation, molecular function: fucose binding; D-mannose binding. NCBI's taxonomy places the organism in Eukaryota, Metazoa, Chordata, Actinopteri, Beloniformes, Adrianichthyidae. Gene Ontology annotation, biological process: biological process involved in interspecies interaction between organisms.